CACCCUGUAAUUUUGAAUAUUUCAAGUGAACUAAUGGAAGAGGACCGAACUAUGAUACACACUGUAACUGUUUCAAACCAACUAGGAUCAACAAAUUAUACCUUUGGUGUUCCAACAAUAGAAGAUUCUGGUCUAAGUGGAGGAGCUAUUGCUGGAAUCGUUAUUGGCUGUUUAGCCGGGGUCGUUCUCAUAGGAGCAGGAGGGGCAAUGGUUGUCAAGAAUCAAAAAGCCAAGAAGAGCAAGAAAAUCAAACAGCAGGAGAAGAAGAGAAGGAAGGAAGAGAACAGAGCUAGAAAUGACAACCCUGUUUUUGAUGAUAUCAACCUGGAAUCGAACCGAGAUUAAAGAACACAUAAUCAAGAUUUAUUUCAGAGUAUUGGAACUCAGAAUUUAUAAUCUUGAUUUUGCAAAAUUUAAAUCUUUAAAAUUUAACCAUGCUGUAAUGAAAUUAUGUUGUAGUUUUUUAAAUAUUGGAAUUUAUAACAGAAUAAAUUAUCUAAAGUAGAAUAAAAAA
This is a messenger RNA of Eurytemora carolleeae, 514 nucleotides long. RefSeq names its product L-type lectin-domain containing receptor kinase S.1. The transcript has 4 exons. The coding region runs from base 34 to 345 and encodes 103 amino acids. The record is from RefSeq and is a predicted model, not a curated record. NCBI's taxonomy places the organism in Eukaryota, Metazoa, Arthropoda, Copepoda, Calanoida, Temoridae.